GAAUAAUGGAACAAAUAGGUGAUAAUCAAGCGUACUGGAGUGGAUACGAUUCAGAUAUCGAUAAAGAAUAUAUUCCUCCUAAAAAAACAAGAAUCAAGAUUCGUGGAAAAUUAUAUGAGGUAGAAGCCGACAAGACUCUGGAUACAAAGACUGACGAGUGUAGUCGCAAACUCGACUGCCAUAAAUUUGCAAAGCCAAAAGAAAAUUUGAAUAACUACGCAAGGUUUUAA
Molecule: messenger RNA, 230 nt
Organism: Acanthoscelides obtectus
Lineage: Eukaryota; Metazoa; Arthropoda; Insecta; Coleoptera; Chrysomelidae
Source: the annotation of a GenBank genome assembly